Pectinophora gossypiella (pink bollworm) is the source of this 5256-nucleotide messenger RNA. RefSeq lists its product as uncharacterized. The record is from RefSeq and is a predicted model, not a curated record. Gene Ontology annotation, molecular function: nucleic acid binding. NCBI's taxonomy places the organism in Eukaryota, Metazoa, Arthropoda, Insecta, Lepidoptera, Gelechiidae. Bases 1 to 5256 code for a protein of 1751 amino acids. The transcript has 2 exons. Gene Ontology annotation, biological process: DNA integration.
AUGGCAAAUAAGGAGGAGAUAACAGACCUUGACGCGGAUAUUAGAAUAAUCGCGGACUUAAAAAAUCAAGUUACGAGAGGAUUUACCAAUUUCAAAAAAUCACCGAAAGACAGGAUCACAGAACCAUAUCUUGUCACUAGAUUGGAGGGAUUGGAAGAACUUAUAGAUCGUUUUAGAUUGAAACAUGAGGCGAUUUUAAGGAAAUAUGACGAAGGAACGCUGGAAGAACACGGAUAUCUUGAGGCAGAUGUAUACGCAAACAGUUAUGAAGAAUACUUAGACUACAAAACAUCUUUAAAAAGUGCUUUAACGAAGUUUAAAAAACCUAAAGAUAAGGGUAGCGAUAACUCUAAUAGUAAUGUUAAUAUUGUAAGAUUGCCAAAAAUUACAUUGCCUACCUUUAGUGGCAAAUAUUCAGAGUGGACAUCUUUUCGAGAUUUAUUCACUUCUCUGGUACACAAUAAUUCCCAACUGGAUGAUGUACAAAAACUACAUUAUUUAAAAACGCAACUGUCCGGUGAAGCUGAACAGCUCGUUCGAUCUAUUCCGAUAACACAAGCGAAUUAUAAUAAAUGUUGGGAAUUGUUGAAGAACAGAUACAACAACAAAAGACAUAUGUCCAAUAAUAUAUUAAAACGAUUGUUUGGUCAACGCACGCUUACUGUCGAGUCUUCGUCUGCUCUUAAAGAAAUUUUAGAUACUACUAACGAUUGUUUACAUGAGUUGUCAAAUUUAGGAAUUAAUACUAAGGAUUGGGAUAUUAUGGUGAUUUAUGUCAUCUCUUUAAAGUUGGACGUUGAGACUAGAAAACAAUGGGAGUUGCAUGUCAGUGAGUCAAGCGACGACUUUCCGUCUUUAGAGCAGUUUCAGAAGUUUUUAUGUACCCGAUUCCGCGCGUUAGAAAUGGUUGAACCUAGCAAAAUAAAGCCCAAGAGUGUUUCCAGCAAUGUCAGUACUAAAUCAUUACAUACCACUACUCAACCAAAGUUAUGUAAGAAUUGCUCCGAAAAUCAUAAACUACACCAAUGUAAACGGUUUACCCAAGAAGAUGUGAAUAAACGUCGUGAAUUAGCCGCAUCUCUCAAUGUAUGUUUUAAUUGUUUGGGGAACAAUCAUAAUAGUGCUACUUGCCGUUCGUCAAUGAAGUGCCUCGUUUGUCACCGUAAACACCACACGUUACUCCAUCCUCAAGGCCCAGAGAUUGUUUCCAGCGAAAGUUCUGCUGGAAAAGUUAGAUUAGAAACCAAACAACCGGAGUCGCCAUCCACGGCGAAGGAGACCAUACCUGCAAUCAAUUCGUUAUUCUUGACUGGGAAUGUUUACAGCCAAACAUUAUUAGCAACGGCUUUAGUUAAAGCCGAGUCAAGAAACGGGCAGUCACAAAUUCUUCGAGUCCUUAUUGACCAAGGAUCGCAGGCAUCAUUUAUUUCAGAAGCUGCAGUACAGUUACUGAACUUAAAUAGGAUAUGUGCGAAAAGCACUAUCUCGGGGCUGGGCGGAAGCAAGGGAUUGACGUCCAAAUACGUGACGAGCUGCGGCAUUCAAUCACUUCACGCACCAGAAUUCAAACUGCGCAUCCAAGCCCACGUAGUUAGCAAUGUCACUUCUAUUCUUCCUGAACGGAAGUUUGCUAUAACGGAUUGGGAUGAACUCAAAGGACUACCGCUAGCUGACCCACAUUUUAACAAACCUAAUAAAAUACAUGCUUUAUUAGGUGCCGAAAUCUACUGCAAGAUCAUAAAACCGGGUUUAAUGAAAAACCCCACUGAUACUGCUAUUGCUCAAGACACUUACUUGGGUUGGAUACUAUCCGGAACGGUGGGCGGCAAGCAUUUUCAAACUUCGCAACAGAGUGUUGUGCUCAACACGACGGUGCAGGUGGAAGAUGUCGACAUACUUAAACGCUUUUGGGAAUUAGAAGCAGAACCAACGCUUUCCAAAACAAAAUUGUUGACUUGUGAAGAACAAGCUUGCGAAGAUCAUUUUAACGCCACCACUGAUAGAGAUGGUACUGGUCGUUACAUAGUUGAAUUGCCGUUCCGUUGUCCUGAUCCACCCUGUAAGUAUGGGAAUUCUAGGGAUAUCGCUGUCAAGAGGUUGCUGAGCUUAGAGAAAAGGCUAAGUAAAGAUGAACAGUCCAAAGAACAAUAUCAUCAAGUUUUGAAAGAGUAUUUAUCUCUUGGGCACAUGGAGGCGAUUUCGGAGGAAAAAUCUGAACAGGCUGAUAAAGUGUGGUUACCACACCACGCUGUGGUUAGAAUGGACAAGACCACUACCAAAACGAGAGUGGUUUUUAACGCCUCUUCCAAAGGCACCAACGGAGUCUCUUUAAACGAUUCUCUGAUGGUAGGACCGACCAUUCAACCUGACUUAAGACACAUUAUGUUACGAUGGCGUCUUUAUCCGAUCUGUUUAACAGCCGACAUUAUAAAAAUGUAUCGGCAAGUCAGAGUAGCCGAUAAACACACCGACUUUCAGAGAAUCGUGUGGAGGGACGACGUGGCGUCUGAGAUAAUGGACUACCGUUUACUGACUGUGACGUUUGGUACCGCUUCCGCUCCAUAUUUGGCAGUCAAAGCGUUACAGCAAACUGCUGUAGACGAAGGUCAAAACUAUCCAUUGGCUGCCGAAAGAGUCAAAAGGGACUUUUACAUGGAUGAUCUGAUGACGGGGUGCUACUCUGAAACGGAAGCGAUUAAAAUUUAUCAAGAGAUGAAUGAGAUGUUACAAAAGGGAGGCUUUACGUUACAAAAAUGGUCUAGCAAUAUACUGGGUCUAUUGGACAGUCUACAAGGAGAUCUAGAGAAGAAAUUAGAAAUAAAGGUGGAUGAAGUUACCAAAGUCUUGGGACUUACUUGGAAUCGCCGCACUGAUGGCUUCCAUUACACGGUGAAGUUGGCGGCAGAUCCUUCGGAAACUAAAAGGGGAAUUAUUUCAGAAAUUUCCCGUCUCUAUGAUCCGUUAGGAUGGAUAGCGCCUUGCAUCAUAACGGCAAAAAUAUUUAUUCAGAAGCUGUGGAUCGCUGGGCUAGGCUGGGAUGAAGUAGUACCCCCGGAACUUCUCCAAGAAUGGAAUAAGUACCGGAGUGAGUUAACAGAUCUUGCUACUGUUCGCAUUCCUCGCUGGUUGAGUAGCCACGAAAAUGAUGGACUGGAACUGCAUGGUUUUAGCGAUGCCUCCAAUGUGGCUUACGCUGCAGUGGUGUACGUUCGUGUGAUUGGCAUUGAUGGCAAGAUAACCUCCCAUUUGGUGACUGCCAAAACAAAAGUUGCUCCUAUAAAGCAAGUGUCCGUUCCCAGACUUGAACUUUGUGGUGCUGUUCUGGUGACCAAAUUGCUAAUGGAAGUGGCCGAGGUGCUCAAGGUCGAUAUCAAAAAUAUUAGAGCGUGGACCGACUCAACCGUAGUGCUAGCGUGGUUGUGUGCACAUCCGAGUCGAUGGAAAACCUUUAUCGCCAAUCGCACGUCAGAGAUUUUAACUCAUCUCGACUCCCAACAAUGGUCGUACGUAAAGUCCAAAGACAAUCCUGCCGAUGCUGCGUCUCGUGGCGUAUCCCCGUCCACUUUAACGAGUGAUCAACUUUGGAUGCAAGGUCCAGAGUGGCUACGCGAAGAAACUAUUACCUACACGAAGCCAAGUUCGAUUUGCACUAAAACAGAGCUUGAGGAGAAAGAGGUCAAAGUCCAUGUAGCGACAACCGCAGCAGAUACUCUGGAGCCAGAAUGGUGGUCCAGAUUUUCUUCGUUAGGGCGUCUCGUGCGGGUAGUUGCUUACUGCCGAAGAUUUUUAAAUUUUAAAGAUCGUUCACUAUCAAAAGCUAAACCGAGGCCAUAUCUUACCGCAACUGAGCUCCAAUCCUCGUUAAUGUGCUGUGUACGGCAGUGCCAGCUCGAGUUUUUAGACGAAAUUAAGUGCUUAAAAGAUAAUCAAGUUCCUAAAAAGAGUAGUCUAAUCACCCUGUGUCCUUUUCUUGACGGUGAUGGAAUUUUAAGAGUAGGAGGUAGAGUAAACAAUUCUGAUUUACCUGAAAACAGCAGAAAUCCCAUAAUUAUUCCAGGAAAUUCAAAACUUGCUAAGCUCAUAGUUGCUGACGCUCAUGAACGCACCUUACACGGAGGAUCUCAAUUAAUGAUAAAUUUCAUAAGAACUCAGUUUUGGAUACUUAAAAUUAAACAUUUGGUUAAAUCGUACGCUCGAAGCUGUGUUCGUUGCGUACGUCACAGCUCCGCAGUGGCCACACAACUGAUGGGUCAAUUACCUGCUUGUCGCGUUACGGCGAAUAAGCCAUUCCUUAAUUCCGGUGUGGAUUAUGCUGGACCCAUCCAGAUGCGUUUUGCAAAAGGGAGAGGUCAACGCUCUUACAAAGGCUACAUUUGUCUUUUUGUUUGUAUGGCCACACGAGCGGUCCAUAUCGAAGCAGUUUCGGAUCUGACUUCAAGGGGUUUUCUGGCAGCCUUUAAAAGAUUUGUCGCUAGGCGUGGCCGUUGUUCGCAUCUCUGGAGUGAUAACGGCACCAAUUUUGUGGGUGCUUCAAAGGAUCUGAAAGCCUUGUUUGCCGCUGAACACUCUUCAAUGGCUAUUGAAGUGGCUGCUUCGCUGGCAAACAACGGCACUACCUGGCACUUUAUCCCUCCCCAUGCUCCCCAUUUUGGAGGACUAUGGGAAGCAGGGAUCAAAAGUGCCAAAUACCACCUCAAAAGAGUAAUCGGUGAAUCCACCCUUACAUACGAAGAGAUGGCGACAGUUCUCUCGCAGAUAGAAGCUUGCCUUAAUUCGCGUCCUAUAACCCCGCCAAGUGCGGAUCCGAAGGAAGCUAGCUCUUUAACUCCGGGGCACUUUUUAGUGGGGGAAGCUCUGGUUAAUGCCCCAGACGUUACUGAAAAUUUCGACAAAAUAAGUAGUUUAAACCGCUGGCAUAUGACUCAGCGGAUGGUACAAAGUUUCUGGAACCGAUGGUCUCAAGAAUACUUGACGCAGUUCUUUCAGCGUUAUAAAUGGAACACAAAAACUACUGAACCGCGAGUCGGAGACAUAGUUUUGGUUCGUGAAAUUAACUUACCGCCUGCUAAAUGGCUCUAUGGACGAGUUGAAGAGGCACUUACCGAGUUGCAGAAACUCGCGCGCAAGUGUCCAAAGAAGCUUGUAAACUUGAAGGUGGAACACAAACACACUGUUAAAUUAACGAAUCAUCCUGAAAAAGUUGUUGGAUGUAGUUUGUGCACAGUUUUGGAGAUGAUCAGAACUCGCGAGAAGUGA